AUGCCUUUGAUUAUCCAUGAAGGACAGGAGUUCAAUCUGUCUCACGAGGAACAGGACCAGCUGAACCAAUUUCAGAUGAUAACUACCUUCCCCGAUGCUGACCUACCGCUGAUCAUCAGACUUCUGCAGAAUCAUGGUUGGAAAUUGGAAAGAGCAAUGAGCUCCUAUUACGACAAUGACUGGAAGGCGUCAUUGGAGGCAGAAAAUUCGCAACCGGCAAUACCAGAAAGGCCUUCAACACCCAAUGUGAAUGUUUCUAUAGGGGAGCAGAAUCAAGAUUUGUCACCUUUUUUGAUCUCCGAUAUGAAUCUGGUCCCAUCUCUACCCAUUGUAAAACCAAUACCUGCAAAUUAUUUGGAGACUUAUUCAAUUGUUGGUUUAAAUAAAAGAAAAAAUGAGUCCUGGAAGAUAAUGCAAGAGAGCAGCCCUUUAUUAGUAAUACUAAUGUUUAUACCAAAGGUGCUGGGAAAACUUGGAAUUGGCAUAAUAUCGUUAUUGUGGGGCAUAAUUACGUUUGGAUUUCGAUCCAAUGUUGGGAAUGAAAAUAUGGUUUCAAAAGUUCCUUCACUUCCAAGUGGAAAUAACAUGCGUAUGGAAGAAAUACUGCCACAAAUCGCUGAUGAAAAUGCCAUGGGUCCCCUUUUAGACAUCCUCUGUACUAAAAUGACAUUCAACGAUGCGUUGAAAGAAUGCCAAGAAGAGUUCAAAUUUCUACUUGUGAUUUUGAUUGGAAAUAUUAGUUUACUAGAAUCAGAUGAACGUGACAAAAACUCGCAGCUGUUUUUAUCCAAGAUUAUAUCAGAACAAAAUGUUUUAUCUUUGUUGAAGUCUCAUGCCCAGGAUUUAGUGAUAUACGCAGGGUGCGUCGAAGAGCUCGAGCCGUGGUUGGUAGCCAAGCAGCUGAAAGUGAGAUAUACACCAGAAUGCCUUCUUGUUGGCAAUGUUUUGAACUCAAGUGGCUCUAUUAAUGGUGUUACAAGACUCUCAGUUUUAUCACGACUCAGAUUGACCUCUGCAAAAAGAUUUUACAAAUCUUUGAAGCUAUCAAUCGAAAGAUACAAUGCAGAGCUCCUUGUUAGUAGAAAUGAGCAGCAUGAACUACGUAUGGCGAGAGAAAUUAGAAGCAAACAGGAUGCAGCUUAUGAGGAGUCCCUAAGACAGCAGAAAGUUAAGGAUGAAAUGCGUCGAAAAGAAAAUGAGGAGAUCGUCGCAAAACAGAACAACGAGCUGGAACUCGAGAGAAAAAGAAAGUGGAAAGAAACAGCAAAGCAUUUGUUUUGGCUCCGCGCAUGUGUCAAUCUGCUUGACGAGAAGAUGCCGAUAUCAGGGACAAAAGAAGAUACUGCAACCCUACAAGCAAGAACCUCUCAAGGUUUGAGGAUGAUAUUAAAUUUUAAAAGCAAUACAACACUAUACACAAUUUAUGUUACGUUAGGAUGCUUUUUAUAUUUAAGUGAAACCAAGCUUGAUAGUGAACAAUGGAAAAGUAAAAUACGGAACAAAAUAAAAGAGCUGUCGAAAGACAUGUCAGUUCAAUGUUUUACCAGUCAAGAUAUUAUUCCUGAAUUUUCUGAUAUGCAAGAGAUGAAAAAACUGAUCGAGCAAGAAUUAAGCAAUGUUCCCGAGGUAUUUACUGGACAAACCUACGUUGACUUUGAUUUCGAACUAGUUUCACCAUUUCCUAGACAUGAGAUCCCUGCAAAUAGCACUGUCACUAUCAAAGAUGUAAACCAGCUGUGGCCUAAAGGAAGUGUGCUGAUCGAGGACGUAGUGACAGAGGACAGUGGAGGAGAUUCCGGCUCUGAGGAAGACGAUGCUUGA
Zygotorulaspora mrakii is the source of this 1821-nucleotide messenger RNA. RefSeq names its product Ubx2p (gene UBX2). The transcript has a single exon. The coding region runs from base 1 to 1821 and encodes 606 amino acids. Lineage: Eukaryota; Fungi; Ascomycota; Saccharomycetes; Saccharomycetales; Saccharomycetaceae. Gene Ontology annotation, cellular component: endoplasmic reticulum. Gene Ontology annotation, molecular function: ubiquitin binding. The record is from RefSeq and is a predicted model, not a curated record.